AUGGAUGGACGCCGCUACAAUGUAAUGACAACAAAUAUUUCGGAGUCAAUAAACUCAGUCCUUAGGUUUGCAAGGAUGCUACUAGUGGUUCAUUUGAUAGGGGAAAUUAUUAAUCUCCUUGUCAAAUGGUUCACCGAACAUCGUGAGUUGGCUUUGAAAUGCACAAAAAUAUUGUGCCCCAAUUUUGGCAAGAAAAGAUUAAGGAAUAGGUUGGAUGAUGCUGCAAGGAUGAAUGUCGUUAAACUAAAUAAUGUACAAUAUAAUGUUGUGUACGGUGAUAUGGACGGCCUCCUACAUUUGGCGAACAACAAUUGUAGUUGUAGGAAGUUUCAGCUUGAGCAGCUACCUUGCAAGCAUAUAGUUGCAGUUUCUCACUUCUUGAAACUAAAUGUAUACUCCAAGACUUAUGGGUAUUACACUCGAAAAACCUGGUUGGAUGCUUAUACAGAUACCAUCUACCCGGUAUAG
Molecule: messenger RNA, 468 nt
Organism: Prunus persica (peach)
Lineage: Eukaryota; Viridiplantae; Streptophyta; Magnoliopsida; Rosales; Rosaceae
Exons: 1
Coding region: 1-468 (155 amino acids)
Molecular function (GO): zinc ion binding
Source: RefSeq, a predicted model, not a curated record